Molecule: messenger RNA, 462 nt
Organism: Trichophyton verrucosum HKI 0517
Lineage: Eukaryota; Fungi; Ascomycota; Eurotiomycetes; Onygenales; Arthrodermataceae
Exons: 5
Coding region: 1-462 (153 amino acids)
Source: RefSeq, a predicted model, not a curated record
AUGGAAGGAAAAGAGAUGGACGCUGCUAUCACCAGGUCAGGCCUAGACGCCAGCCAUUGGCGAGGGAGCGAGGCAGAGGGCGCUGACGGAGCUGAUGAUGAAGCUGAAAAAAAGAGAGAAAAAGCAAAGAAAGACAAGACAGACGAGGAUCUGCUGAUGGACUGUGAAGAAGAUGAUGAUGAGGAUGAAGAAGAAGAUGAUGAAGAAGAAGAAGAUGAAGAAGAUGUUGAAGAUGAAGUCUUAUUAUGGACGUUGGAUGUCUACGCCGUUUUUGGGGGACUCCACCGGCUGUUGGGCGACUUUUACGGAGAAGAAGAAGAAGAAGAAGAGAAGAGAGGAAAAGAGAGAGAAAGAGAGAGAAAGCAGGAAGAAAAGGCUGGUCGACGGUCGAGCGGUGCUGAGACUCAGCAGACAGCCGGAGAAGCAGAGAAGAAGCAAAGCAAGGAGGAGUUUACUGGCUGA